GAAAAAGGAAAAAGGAAAAAGGAAAAAGGAAAAAGGAAAAAGGAAAAAGGCAAGACAGCAGUGAGACAAACAACAACAAUUGAAACCCGGUGGCGCGGGUAAAAAUAGUGAAAAGACCCACUUAACGAUUGGCCUUUGACUCCACUAGACUAAUCUCUGCCCGAUGGUCCUUACAUAUGACACGGUCGACGGUUUGAUACUAAUCUAUACGACUCGACGCUUUCAUAGCAUUGAUUGCUGAAUUUAGCACACGGUUGUGAUCUGGAUACGCUCCAUUGUCGGCUAUCGUCAUGGUGUCCUUUUUCUCCCGCUGUUUUCCGAAGAGGAGAAAGGGACAGCAGCAACAACAGCAAUGGAAGGAGAUUGAGGAAGCAGCUCGGGAUCUGGAAUCACGCCCGUCAUGGAAUGCCCCCGACAACACUCUGCUGCUAGAAGCAUUUGAAUGGCACGUACCACAUGAUACAUGCCACUGGCGACGUCUGCAACAUGCUCUGCCGGGGUUGAAAGAGAUCGGCAUCGACAAUAUCUGGAUUCCUCCGGGCUGCAAAGCCAUGAACCCCUCGGGUAAUGGCUACGAUAUAUAUGACCUGUAUGAUCUAGGCGAGUUCGAUCAGAAAGGAUCCCGAACCACCAAAUGGGGCUCUCGGAGGGAGCUUGAAGACCUUGUGGAAGAAGCAAAGUCGCUGGGUGUUGGUAUAUACUGGGAUGCGGUGCUCAAUCAUAAAGCCGGGGCGGAUUAUCCCGAACGGUUCCAGGCUGUUAAAGUAGAUCCUAAUCGACGAAAUGUCGAGGUAUCCAAGCCCACUGAAAUUGAGGGUUGGGUCGGUUUUGACUUCGAGGGCCGCGGCGACCAGUACAGCUCGAUGAAAUAUAAUUGGCAGCAUUUCAAUGGUGUGGACUGGGACGAAUCGCGCAGAGAAAAUGCCAUCUUCAAGAUCCAUGCGCCAGGCAAGGAUUGGGCACAAGAUGUGGGCAAGGACAAUGGCAACUAUGAUUAUUUAAUGUUUGCAAAUCUGGACUAUUCCAAUCCAGAGGUUCGGGAAGACGUCCUUCAUUGGGGAACCUGGAUAACAAAUGAGCUAUCUCUGAGUGGCAUGCGACUGGACGCCGCGAAGCAUUUUUCUGCUGGCUUCCAGAAGGAGUUUAUUGAUCAUGUCCGCAAGACGGCUAACAAGGAUCUGUUUGUCAUCGGCGAAUACUGGUCGGGAGAUUUAAAGGAUCUCGUGGGAUAUCUUCAGCAGAUGGAUCAUUCGGUGACGGCGGUUGAUGUGCCUCUCGUUGUGAACUUGUGCAGGACAUCGUACACAAAGGGAGGUGAUCUUCGCAAGAUAUUCAAGGGUACUUUGGUGCAGAGCAAACCUGAGAAUGCUUUGACAUUUGUUUCGAAUCAUGAUACGGUACCCGGGCAAAUGCUUGAAAACCCAGUUGCACAAUACUUCAAACCGCUCGCAUAUGCAUUGGUGCUCCUCCGCAAAGAUGGGCAUCCAUGUGUGUUCUACGGAGACCUCUAUGGUACUCUAGGAGACAAGCCAUUGAAGCGAGCCUGCAAGGGCAAACUCCCGAUUCUCACACGGGCUCGAAAGUUGUAUGCUUAUGGAGAACAGCAGGAUUAUUUUGACCAAGCCAACUGUAUAGGAUUUGUCCGUUACGGAAACGCGCGCCAUCCUUCCGGACUAGCCUGCAUUAUGAGUAACGGCGCGGCAGCAGAAAAGCGCAUGUACGUCGGACCGAAGCACGCCAACGAGGAGUGGACAGAUAUUAUGCAGAGCCACGAGAAAGUUGUUACCAUCGAUGCGUCGGGAUAUGGGGUAUUCCCCGUGAAUGGCAUGAGUGUCAGCGUCUGGGUCAACUCAACGGCACCUGACCGAGACCAUCUCCAGCAACCGUUUGAUGACAAAAUAUAUGAAUAAUAAUCACCCUAGCGAACAAUCUCUUGAUUGUAUAAUACUUAGAAACUUUCUAACUUAGUUAAUGGUAGUACUCCUUCUAGUGACAAGAAUGCCAAUGCAGCGAGCAAGCUCACGUCAAUUAAAUCCAAAUUACUAUAAGACAUUUCAACCAACCAACAAGAUACAUAACCAAUCAGUUAUCAGAUUAAUCAAUACGACUCAAGUUAUGGCUACGCUAAAAAUACUCGGGUUCAUCUAUCGAGUCUCGGGUGGACCGGGAGAAGGAUGGCCUCCCAAAGCGGUCAUUUAAGGGCUUUUCCCGUCCAGUGACGGCAGUAGUUCGGCGAAACCGAACAAGAAAUUCGAUAGUUGUUCGCUGUUGAGGACUUGAGGACUCAAUUGACUCCGCGGAGGGUCCAAAACACUAAGAAGUAGGACCCACUAGUGUUCCAAAAUACAAUCAGAGAAACACA
Aspergillus caelatus is the source of this 2362-nucleotide messenger RNA. Its product is annotated as alpha-amylase. The transcript has 8 exons. NCBI's taxonomy places the organism in Eukaryota, Fungi, Ascomycota, Eurotiomycetes, Eurotiales, Aspergillaceae. The record is from RefSeq and is a predicted model, not a curated record. Gene Ontology annotation, molecular function: hydrolase activity, hydrolyzing O-glycosyl compounds; calcium ion binding. Gene Ontology annotation, biological process: carbohydrate metabolic process. The coding region runs from base 291 to 1910 and encodes 539 amino acids.